AUGAAAAAUUCAAAUUUUCAUAAUAUAAAAAAUGUAUUUAAUUUAUGCGCUAAAAAUAAUGAAUCUAUACCUAUACUUAUUGAAAAUAGUAAUUUUAUUUUUAAUCAAUCAAAUUUUUGUAUAAAACAAACAAAUUUAUGGAUUUUAUUAAUUGUACAUACUCAUCCAAAUCAUCGUCAAAAACGUGAUUUAAUUCGUGGAACAUGGGGAUCAUUAAAUCGUGUAAAUAAUCGUAAAAUUGGUGUUUUAUUUUUUAUGGGUUUAUCAAAUGAUUCUAAUGAACAGAAAUUAAUUGAAGAAGAAGAAAAAAUUCAUGGUGAUAUUGUUCAACGAUCAUUUCUGGAAGAUUACUACAAUAUGACGAGGAAACAUAUAACCAUUAUGGAGUGGAUUAGUGAAGGUUACUGUAACAAUGUGCCAUUUUUAGUCAAAGUUGAUGAUGACACCUUUGUCGAUAUAUUUCAUUUGACACGCUACUUAGAAUUAAAACAUAACGACCUAAAGGGUUUAUUCUACUGUACUGCUACAAGUAAUGUUAAAGUUGUACGACCAAACAGUGUAAAACAUUCCAAGUGGCAAAUAAGUGAAAAAGAAUAUCCCGAAAAAAUAUUUCCAACAUAUUGUGAAGGCUUUGGAUAUAUCAUGGAUAUGAAACUGGCUCCCUACUUAUACUGGUGUUCAAUGUUUCAACCACCUAUAUGGAUAGAUGACGUUUAUGUAACGGGAAUUUUAGCACAAAAUUUAGGUAUACCAAGAUUGCGAUUUGAAGAUGGACAUAGUUAUUUUAACUUGAAACCUGCAAAAGAAGAAGGUUUACUUGCAGACUCUAUAUUCUUAGUAUCAUUCUAUAAUGAAUUCUAUCCACUUACAGUACAAGAUAUAUGGCGUGAAGUUGUUGCACAUAGUAUGGAAAUUGAUUAA
This is a messenger RNA of Schistosoma spindalis, 921 nucleotides long. Lineage: Eukaryota; Metazoa; Platyhelminthes; Trematoda; Strigeidida; Schistosomatidae. The record is from the annotation of a GenBank genome assembly.